This is a messenger RNA of Vittaforma corneae ATCC 50505, 2451 nucleotides long. RefSeq lists its product as uncharacterized. The transcript has a single exon. The record is from RefSeq and is a predicted model, not a curated record. The coding region runs from base 1 to 2451 and encodes 816 amino acids. NCBI's taxonomy places the organism in Eukaryota, Fungi, Microsporidia, Nosematidae.
AUGGAGAAUGACACAAUCAAUACACAAUUUACAAAAGUCAUUCAAUCUCUCGGCUACUCUGAGGCAGAAUCCAUAAAUUAUGUAAAGACAUUUGACAUUCCCAAAAAAGUACAGACUAUUGCUUCUGCGUACAGUUUUUCCGAAAGAAAGGCUAAAAUCAGUGAGUGUCUUGAAGAACUCAAGUGUAGAAACAGUCUAUUAAAUCUACUUUUUCUAAGAUUUACUAUGGAAUCGAUGAUACAGCUGAACGACAUCUCCUGCGAAGAGCUUUGGAAAUGCUUUAUGAAAAACCAUGGGGUUUCUGUCCUGGAAUGCAGUUUAAAUUCAAACAGCACAGAAUUUCUGAAUAACCUAGUAGAAUUCAUAGUUUUCAUCCAGAAAGAAAAGGCUUUGUGUUCUCAUUUUCUAUUUAAAAUCCUGAAAAAAUAUACUUUGAUAAGCAAGCAUUUAAUAUUUACUUUUAUAAACUCGAAUAUCGAUAGAUCUGCACUUUUGACAUCAGUUCACUACACGUCAAUCAAAGAUCAAGAAAACGAUUUGAGUGUGCAUUCUCCAAGCUGCUACUGUUCAACAUUCCUGAUGAGGGUGGUUGGCGAUAUCCUCGAACUAUCCAUAAUAAAAAAUGAGCUGAAUUUCCUUCUGAAUGGGAGUUUUCACAUCGACAAAAUACUAAGUACCGAAGUACUACAGAAAAACAAAAGUAAGUUUGUAAAUAACGGUAUAUAUGACGCUUUAUUUGUACAAGCAGCAUCCAAUAGCUUUAAGGUUGGGCUGUAUGUGCCAGAUAACGAUAGAUCAGAGAGCAUAAAUAAUAAAAAGGCUGCCGUUCCAGCAAAGUCAGAUGGUGUAGUCAACUUCAUAUCAAGCAGCCAUAAAGACAAAGAUCCAAGGUGCACUCCUGUGACUAGCGGAAAUGCUGAGACUGCAAACAAUAUUGUCACACUUGUUGAUGAAAAGUUACUUUUGAAACCUAUCAAUCAGAAGUCAACUGAUAAUUUAGAUAUUAAAAGCCAACUCGGUUCGUACAACAUUAGUGAUGAAAAAACUAGUGAUAUUGUAAAUAUUUUGAAAAAAGAGAUAGAAAGUUUAAAACUUGAAAAUUUAUCACUCAAACAUAAGAUGAUUUCUCUGGAAAAGUCGUCCAGUAAACCAAAAGAAGUAAGGAAGAUUAGAAUGGGAUUGGUGAGCUGUGUGGAUCAAUCUGAAAGUGUACAACUACCUAAUAGAACAAGUAACGGUGAAGUGGACAUAAAAACACCUGGCUCUACACUGAAGAAUACUGGAGGCCUUAAAACCAUUGGAAUAUUUGGAAAAUUAAAAUCAAGGCCAUCUGACAACGCCAAGACUCAAAAUGCAUUCCCAAUAAUUUCUAAAGGAGAGCAAAAGCCUGUCACUGCCAGCUCAUCCGUUGUAAAUAGUUCUGCAGAAAUAAAGCCUAAGAUUGGUGUAAGAUUUGGUGUAAAGUCAAAGCCUAUCAGCACACUCUUAACAACCGAUAAAUCUUAUAUGGGCUUAAAAUGGAAAAAAUCAACCAAGGCGCAGUGCCUUAUAUUUUCAAAGAUAAACUAUGAAAGAUUCGAAAAAGUAUUUCAAACUUCUGAAUUUGAUGAAUUCGAAUACAAACAAGAAAAGAAAGAGAAAAUUGUACAGGAAAUUCAAAAGCCAACUGAAUAUUUAAUCGAUCCAAAGAAGAGCUAUGCUCUAAAUAUAGCAUUAGGAAGAGUCAAACUGUCAAAUUCUGAACUUAUAAGACAAAUAUUACAGGGCGAAUAUGAAAAUGAGAAUGUUGUGAGGCAGUUGAUUUUAUACUUUCCAACACAGGAGGAGUACGAAUUGAUUUGUUCUUCGAUAAAGGAAAUGGGAAGGGCAGAGCUUCUUUUCAAAGAGUUGCCUAAUCUGAGUCGGUUUCGUUCUUCUUUACUUUCUCUAAGGUUCAACUUUGCUCUCAAAACUAGAAAAUACCCAGAAAUUAUCAAAAACAUGUCAAUUUCAUUUAUGAGAAUUGUUGAAAGCACGGAGUUGCUGAAUUUAUUUGGAAUUUUGCUUGUCAUUGGGAAUGUUCUUAAUUCCAACUCUUUCAACGGUAAUGCGGAGAGUUUUUCACUUGAUUCCUUGCAGGCUUUUGACAAUAAAGAAAUAUUGAAAUUAAUCAAGAAAAAGGUGAAUGUACCAAAACUUAUACUUGAAUUGACUGGAAUGGAAUCGAUGGAUCAAAUUUCAAUAAUUAAUUCUGAAAUUUCCAUUGAAAGUUUGAUCCAUGAAAUUGAUGAAAUCAAAAGCUUAUACGGUGAGUUCGUAAGCAAAAGUAGAAUGGAAGAAUAUGCCAAGAUGUGCAAUGGUUUUGAUGAGCUUAUCAAUAUUUACAAGCAAGUGCAAGGAUAUUUUGGAGAGACAGACGAUAGAUUUAUUAAAAAACUUGAAGAUUUCCUCAAAAAAUUAGCUCAAGAUUAA